CAAAGCGCACCGGACCGUUUUUCCCGCUCAUUCGCCUCUCGCCCGUCGGACCGCGCCAGAGGAUCCGCCAGCUGUCAGAGAUGGACGACUUCUUCUCAAGUCUUGAUCUGGACGACCCGAUCUUUCCCCUCGAACCUCCGGAUUUGGAAUUCGACUACUUUAACUCCAGUUUUGGUGAGGAGUGGUGGCCGGAGAGCGUGGCCGGGCCGACCACUUUGCCGUCGCCGGCGCCGGCGCCGGCGCUGCCCGCGUGGACGCAGUUCUGCAGCGCCGAGUGCCGCGACUACGCCGACGAGACGAGCGCCCUGCUGCACUUCCCGCCGCUGUCCCUGCCGCUGCCGCUGCCCGAGGAAGCGACGGUGCUGGCGUCGCGGGACCACGACUACAGCCGCAGCAUCGCGGCGUGCACUUCGCCCCCAGGGCGGGCCUUCCCCUGUGAAUACCCCGGCUGCUGCAAGGCCUACGCCAAGUCGUCACACCUGAGGGCACACAUGCGCAGGCACACAGGUGAGAAGCCAUUUGCAUGCUCAUGGCCAGGUUGUGGGUGGCGCUUCUCACGCUCAGACGAGCUGGCACGCCACCGGCGAUCACAUGCAGGUGUCAAGCCAUACCGUUGCCCUGCCUGUGCAAAGGCAUUUACACGCUCCGACCACUUGGCCAAGCAUCUACGAGUCCACCGCAAGCAACGCGCUGCCAACAAUACCAACACCUGCAGACCAGGACAGCACCAAACAGUCACUGCUGCUACCACUGGGACCUCCUGGAAUGCUGCUUACUAACUGCAUGACUGCUGCUUUGCAUUGUCUAUUGCCAUUUAUCCAGUACUAAAUGGCUAUCUUCAGUUGAGUGAUUUAGCAGUGACGCAUUAUUACCCAUUGCAGAGAAAAAAGAAUAUUCUUUGAGGAAUUAUUAUUUAUAUCAAUCAUCAGAGUGUCAAUACAUCACAUGUGACUCUUCAACAGAAUGUCUGGAAAUGACAUGAGUUAUGUAGAAUAAUGCAUUUUCAAUUAUUGGGUAGUUGCAGUAAGAAACAGUGAUCACAAUCUGCACUUACAAUGUUAAUGUCAAUGAAGGCAACAUAUUUCCACAAUCUCUUGAUAAUUGGUUUCUGAAUACAUUA
This is a messenger RNA of Schistocerca cancellata (South American locust), 1120 nucleotides long. Its product is annotated as Krueppel-like factor 16. The record is from RefSeq and is a predicted model, not a curated record. The transcript is spliced from 5 exons. Lineage: Eukaryota; Metazoa; Arthropoda; Insecta; Orthoptera; Acrididae. Gene Ontology annotation, biological process: regulation of transcription by RNA polymerase II. Bases 81 to 779 code for a protein of 232 amino acids. Gene Ontology annotation, molecular function: DNA-binding transcription factor activity, RNA polymerase II-specific; RNA polymerase II cis-regulatory region sequence-specific DNA binding.